UCGCUACGACUAGUGAACUUUAAAAAAUAAUAACACGGAAGAGGAUUAACACAAAAUGGCUGACACACACAGAUCGUGAUCUCGCCUCCAGGUACGUUUUGAUGAAGAUGGAGACCUGUGCUGUACAUUCAGAUUUGGCCUAUACUAUGGUAUGUUCCACGUGCAGUGAUUAUACAUUUGUGUGUCGCCAAUGUAUCGAGAACGAACACAAGGGCCAUACCACUGAACCUUUCGAGUCAACAGCACAUGGUGUACUGGAGCGAUUAAGGAGAGAGAAGGCAGAUAAUGUUCUACGUUUCAAGGAAGUAAAAUUGGACUUGAAAACAUGUGCAACUCUUAGAGAAAAAGAAAGGAUAAAAUCAGGGGAAACAAGACGAAACAUUGAAAGGAGGCGAGAUCACCUUAAGCAGGCUGUUGACGAGAUUGCAGAUAAAUUAUUAGACCAACAUGAGGCCAGUACAGACAGUAUUUCAAAAGUAUUUGACGAGUUUGAAAGGCAAGUUGAAGAAAAGGUUAAGAGCAUUCUUAAAUUUCAAAAUGAAUUGGCACACUUGGAGAAUUCCUCUAACCACAAAUUUAUCAUUGAAACUGGUAAACAUCUGGCAGCACCAUCUUUACCGUGUUUCAAAGUUCCCUCUAAUGAUCGGAUAACGCUGAAACAAGAGGCUAUAGAUCGUGUGUACAUCCAGCAGAUGUUUGGGGAGGAAGAUCAUGAAGACAUCAGGAAGUCAUUCUUGUCAGAAUCACUGGAACACAGAGAGAACCAACAAAGUUCAAAGGUCAAUGGGUCGAAAUGUCGUUUAGAAUCUACCAAAAAUAUUGAUGAUGUGCAGUUUGAAAACAACACCGUGUCAGCAGAACAUAAACAACGAACUGAAGGCUCGGCGAGUCUUGGUGAAUCUGUUUCUCACUCCUGGCCAGAAAUCACUGAAAAGGCAGCAUUCCCUUUGUUAGCUCAUGGCGAUACAGAAACCAGCUCAUGUCCGGCACCAUCACCAACACUCGAGAUAUCAGAUCCCUCCAAUAUUAGAAAGAGAUAUGCCUCCUCCAAACGAAGAAUUAAAGGAUAUUCUCUUGGAGAAGCUAAGGUUUUAUCAGAUGCCUUGAAUCCAGACAGAGCUCAAAAAAAGCUUUCAGUAGGUUUCAGCCCGAUCGAAAACCCCUCCCCAGGCAAGACAGCUUCACGAAUGUGUUCCUUUGACGAUGAAAGUCUGCCCAGACGAACCUCUUCAAUGAUGUCAGAAUAUUCUACAACAGCUCAGAGGAGCACAAGUUCAAAGACCAUAUCCCAUGAUGCAAAUGGCGGGCUAGUAUUUACACCACAGAGGAAUACUCCAGUGAGAAGGACAAGUUCAAAGGUCGCGUCACAAGAUGAAGCUGGUGUGAUUCUGUCGACCUUUCAGCAUGCCACAUCAACUCCCACUGCAAUUUGUCCUUCAGAUUGUGGUCAUUCUUGGAUAAUACAUAACAAUGCUAACGAAAUCAAACAGAUUAGUAACUCCGGGGUUAUAAGGAGAACGGUCGAUGUGUCCGGAUCAAAGCAUUUGUUGGGAAUGACGGCACUAGCAGAUCGGUCAUUACUUGUAUGUAGCCCGCACACAAAGUGCAUCAAACAAGUACAUCAUCCGAGUGGUCACGUGUUUGAACUUUUUCACACGGCUCCGUUGAUCCCUGUUGGUAUAUGUGUGUCCCCCACAGGAGACAUACUGAUGACGCUAAUUGACAAAUGGAGUUACGAUAAAUCCCGAGAUAGCCAUCGUGUCUUGAUGAAAUGUAAUUCCAACUGGAAGAUGACAGCUGAAGCCAAAUACUCUAAACACGGAGAAAAUCUGUUUGUGUUACCAUACAAAGUCUCUAUAAGCAACAACGGGAAACUUGUUGCCGUAAUCAACCAAACAAGUGAUAUGACGUCACACCUCAUGUUAUUUGAUAUCCACUUUACCUUGUUGCUACGUUGCAUUGGUCAUGAAAACGUCGUUCUUGGUGAUCGACUAGACGACACCAUGACAGAGAGAUUCAACGUCAUGGACGUGAAGUUUGACGUCACUGACAACCUUGUAAUCAUUGAGGGCUACACUGGAACAGUUCAGGUCCUUGACCCCGUCACGUGCAGGCCUCUAAGGAUCCUUGUUAGGGAGCAGGGAAGCCCCUGGACCCUAGCUGUACUCGACAACAAUAUGUGGGUUGGAUUUCAAGAUGGACGUGUAAAAUGCUUAACGUACUAAUGAAACAUGGAAUAUAGCAUCACUAAGAUCAAGGUUUUACUUUAUACACAAACAAUGCACGUAAUAAACGUGUUACAACGUUUCAAGACCGAUUAGUCCAAGCUAUGACUGAGUGAGCGAUUUGUAUUGUUUAUCGGUGUAUAUAGUAAAACUUAGAUAUUAUGAAAAUAAUUGUAAUGUUGUAAUUUCUGUUUGAUAAGUCUUAUUGUGAUUUUAGUGCAGACAUUCAUCACUGUGAUAAUAAACUAGAUAUUCUGUAUCCUUAUAAUGUUUAAGAGUAUUAGUGUCAGUUAUAACUGAUUUUGACUUGCCAAUGCUUCAGUGUGUUUAGCAUGUUAAGGUUGUCUCCCUUACCAUCCAUCCACGCUACCUAAUAUGUUGUUUUGAGUUACCUUCCUUACAGUUAAUUUUGUUCAAUAUUAAAAGUUAUCUGCUUUAAUUUUUUAAUUAACAUUAGCCUGUAUAUUCAUAUAAAAAUACAUAUACUUCUGUUACGAA
Mizuhopecten yessoensis (Yesso scallop) is the source of this 2723-nucleotide messenger RNA. RefSeq lists its product as uncharacterized. The record is from RefSeq and is a predicted model, not a curated record. Lineage: Eukaryota; Metazoa; Mollusca; Bivalvia; Pectinida; Pectinidae. The transcript has a single exon. The coding region runs from base 102 to 2225 and encodes 707 amino acids. Gene Ontology annotation, molecular function: zinc ion binding.